CGCCCGUAAACUGUUGACACAUUUCAUUGCUUUAGAGGCCUUUGUAAAAUAAAAUAUGAGUUUUACAGUAUUUACAGGCAGGUAUCACAACUCCAAGCAAGCCAAAAUUGAGGUAGCUAUCAAUUAAAAGGCUCUUAAAUUACCGCGUGAUUACUGCAGUCUAGGAGAAUAUUCACAGAUUGCUACCACAGAUUAACUGUUGUGGUAAUUUCUCUGUUUGUGCUGUACAGUCAUCUGGGAAGGGGUGUCUGGAUUCCACUUCAGGGUCCAAAUGUGUGGCAGCAAUUUAAAAGGCAAUGGUUCCUGUGCAGCUGGGGUUACCAGUUAGGGUGAAGACAAAGCCCUGUAGCCCAUGCCGAGCGAGUGAGCCCCUGCCCUGUGCCAGCUGCCUGCAAGUCCCCAUAGAACUUCCAUGUAGUGAAAAGGGGGUUUUUGCAUGCCCCAGGAUCUGCACAACCCUGGCAGAAAAUGAGCUGGUAGGAACAAAAGAUAAAGUGAUAGAAGAAGAUACAUAAAUUAGAGUAAGGAGACACAGUCCCUUAUUUUCUCCUUUGAAACAUUGUUAGAGCCCACAAAAGUGUAAUCAAAUAUUCAAAAUUGUGUUUACACUGAAAAUGCCUGAGGCUUUUUCUAAAUUCAGCAGCAGGAAUUUAUUGUCUUCUUGUUUUGCCAAAUCUCCUUCAACAGACACAGACAGGUAACGUGGAUAUUGAGAACAUUUGUCAUAGUUAAAUUUGGUCCACAAAACAGGCUAAUUCUGUAGUCAGAGGCAGCAGUUUAUUUCCCAAAAUGAUGUUAGAACAUGGCAUACUUUGUUCUUAUUGAUAUACUGUUACUGUGAAUUAAAGAGGGAGUAUAUCAAGUUAACAGCUUAGUUUAUACCUAGAGAAAUAGGAUAGAGAGUUCUGGAAAUGCACAAUCUAACAGAUUCAAAAGCAGUACCUCUAGAAGGGGAGCAGCCCUCAUAACAAUAUCAAACAGCACCCAGAUAAGUACUAUUCUUCAAGGGAAAGUUUUGCUGAUGUUUUCCUUAUUAAAAUAAUAACAGAAUGGGUCCAUACAUUUUCUACGCAUACCAUCAGAACACUUUGUGGUCUUUAAGGUAACAGAACUUUGAUCUCUUGUUGAAUACCUAUGAGGAAACAUCAACUGCUUGCGCUGAUGCUGUUAUUUAAGGCAUGUGCUAAUGCACAGUCUCUCCUGAAGGUUGAGGCAGUUCUGCCUCCAAGUACUGCAGAACUGGACAGAAGUAAUCCCAUUCAUCUAUCAAAGUGGAAUACCGACUGCACAGAAAGUACUGCUUUACAGUGAAGUAUUUGGGGAUGAAAUGCAUCUUUGGGAGAGACUCUAUAAAAUAAAUUAAAUCGUAUCGAGCAAAAGAAAUUGCUGUCAGCAAAACAGAGUGGCAAGAAAAUUAAAACCAUUUAUUCCAUUAAAAAAUAAUAAUCAUUCUUAAUAAUGCGUAAGACCUCAGAAGAACAAAUGCCUCUUAGCUUUUCAAACACCUUGUGUGUUACUGCCACAAAGCACAAGCUGACCGCCUUUAGCAGAGGUUACCUGACUGCCAGGACAGUAUUCAGUGCAAGCGUCUGCUCAACAGUAAGAUGGAUACUUGGUAAACCAUUUAAAUAUAUUUAAUUACUAAGGAAAUGAUCAGUUUUCCUGCCCAUUUCCUCAGCCUCAUUCUGACAUGAGAUUUCUCUUACCAACUAAAAUUCCUCUGUAUCACUCUUCCAGAAAAGAUACCAUGCACCAUGUCUCCCCUCCUGCACCCACUGUCCUCCUCAAUAGGGAAGACAGCUUAAGCAAUCUUUUCUCCCUGCGUUACAUUUCAGCUUUCUAGCAGGAACAAAGUGAAGCAAAGUCACAGUACUGAAUUUGACAUCACGUGUGUUGCCAUAGCAACAGCCACACUGCUUCCAGCGAUGCAGAGCGAAGGGUACCUGUUGCUUGGCAGGGGCUGUCAGCUUCCACAUGGUAACAGGGCUGAGGGCACUCUGCCCUGCUGUUCCAGCAGCAAUUUUAUCACCUCAGUGCUGGGUCUGCUGCAAAAAGUUUUAGCUGACCUCAUUUCUAUCUGGCACUGAAUAAGAAGCAAAUAGAAAAUUGCUGAAUUAGUUCAGUAUUUCAGGGGGUCCCCCUGAGCCACCAGCAAGAUCUUUGCAGGCUGGGCACUAGGAAAAUAUGUCAUGCAAAACAGUUUCCAUUUUGAUGAUGUUUUAUAAAUCAAGAGGAAUAUAAGCUUCAUUUCAUAAGAAACAAAAGAAGUAAACCUAGCUAGAAUUUCUGUUAGAUGUGUACAAUUUCUUCCCUUUUAUUUUUGCACUGUAAACAUUAAGCACUUUUGUUCAGCUAUGCACACAUUUGGACACUUAUGAGUAACAAGGCUGUAGAGCUAAGCAGGCAGAAAGAGACAAUAUAGGAAACCCAGCAGCCUGUUGAAGAGAGCUGCAGGCAGAGUGCAGUUUUAGCAGAGCAAUGGUGUCACCCACUCCGUCAGCCUUUGAAUUUAUAUCUGCUUCUGCAGAACAAUCCUACAGCUUCCCAGGGGUCUACCAACACAUCUCUCCUGUCUGCAGAAGAGGAAUUCCUCCCUUCUGCACAAGAGGGUAUUGUAGUAAUGAGCCUGAAGCUGUUCAGUUGAACGUCACCAACCAAGACAUCAAUCAGUCUCCAGACAGCAGUCACGGAAGCGAGAGAAUAGAUCACCACAUCAUUCGGACGGCUAAAGUCUUCGUGAAUCAGCUCUCCACAAUCUGUGAGACUGUAUGGACCCUGGCCCUCCACCAGACUUUUCUACUCCUUCUAGUGGUUGGGAGAUGGCUUCUUCCCAUUGGGGUUGAAAUCACCCGGGACCAGUUGUCCCAGCUGCUUCUCAUGUUUGUAGGAACAGCAGCAGAUAUACUUGAAUUUGCUAGUGAAACCCUGGACAUUGAGGAUGUGCGGAAGAAUUAUGUUCUCAUAAAUGCAAUUCUUGCUGUAUGGACCUGGAGUAUGUUACAGUUUCCACUUGAUCUUGCAGUACAGCAUAUUGGCUGCAAACCAACUGCAUCAAGCAGACAGAUUCCUAGCCUGCUGCUGUGCAGGUACAGUGCAGAGCUGUGGAACAUUGGGGUCAGCUUGUUCAUACAGGAUGGACCCUUCUUCAUUGUGCGUUCAAUCCUGAUGGGGCACUUUCGAAUAUUCAACCAGAUGCUGGUGUUUUUUACAGCUAAGAACAUCUUAGUUGUGAUCUUACAACUGUAUCGUUUGGCAGUGAUAACAUUAGACUUUCGUGCUACUAUUCUGCAGAAGAGCAGGAAAGGAGAAGUUGGCUGUUGCCCUUGUGAGCCUUAUGAAGCCACUACUCAUGCUACUGCUGAGCAGGAUGCCGAAAUGAAAGAGUGUGUUGCUUUUCCACUGAGAGAGGAAUCCCAAGCUCCAUUGGAAGACCAGAAAGCACAGUGAUUGACUCAAGACCAAUUGCAUUUCUCAGCUUCUUCAGAAGGGCCUGUUUCUAUGGUGAAACUGACUUUGAGCACAAAUCAUCUCUUCCACUAAGAGAUUAAUAAUUUCUUCUAAACUGUAGGGGAAAUUUGUGAAGGAAAAAAAACAUUGAAAUGGGAUAUUUCGUAUCAUGUUGGAUUUUGGAGGGUUUUGACCAGUUCCCUACUAUAUUAUUCACAGGGAUUUUGUAGCCAUAGUUUGUAGUAGCAAGAAAGGUUUGGCACGCAAACAAAGUUGGUUGUAAUCUUUGGUGGCACUUUGCUAACGUAUGUAUUUGCCUGUAUUCAGAUAGAAGGAUAAGCCUAUCUCAGUGGAAUAGAGGAAACAUAGAAGCAUUUAGCCCUACUUCAGUGGUUGAGCUAUGGCUAAGAUGAACAUUAUGAUCACCGUGCGUAGCAGCAGCUUCAGCAGUGACAACUGCAGACAUGCAAGGGAAUGGGCAUGACAGAUUCCUGCUGUUACUAUGACAUCUAAACAUCGUUCAUUCAGAAAAGUUAGGAAAAGCUUCACUAAAUGUUACCUCAUUUCUGGCUGGAUUUUCAGUUACAAAACACCAUGAAAUGACACAAAAAAAGACUGUCUCUUAGGGCCUGCAUAGUCUGAGUAAUCUAAACCUUACAAAUAAAUAGAUGUAUUAAAAAUAUGGGAAAAUCCCCAAAGACCUGUUUGUCACCUAGUCAUUGUCUACAGAGGUACUUGCCUUUGUAUUUCUACUAGUCAGAACACAUACAUAAAUAUAUAUAUAUAUAAACCCAGAAAAAAGAAACUUGUUAUUUUUUUUUCCUGUUACACCGUGUUUGAUCAGGGCGGAUUUUUAAAGUGUUGCCAUUUUAUAGCUUUUUAUUAUUAUUUUAAAGUGUCCUGACUCAGGCAUACCAUCUAACGAGAAAGAAAAUUGUCCUGUCAAACAUGAGCAGUGCCAUCUAGACAAAAGGAUUCUGACUUGUGCUUCACAUUUCAUGAAGCACCACGAAAUCUCAUGGAAUCAUUUGGCCAAUUUAGUUUCAAGGUCUGUUUUUAAGAAAUGGCAUUUAGUCAUGCAUUUACUUCUAUGUUUGGGAUAAAUAACAUAGGACGUGAUUCAUUUCUUCCAGGAACACUUUACAUCAAUUUAAGACCAAUGACCUUGUCGGGCUUAGCUCUAAAGAUAAAUAAGUUUUGAAAACCUGUCCCAAAAUCAUAUGCUCACUGAAAAUGGCAGGUGCUUUCUACAGAUUUCUGCAUCCACUCUUAAUGAGAUCAGAAAAGCAUGUUAAUAAAAAGACCUCACAAAUAGGAAGUGACCUAAUUAAGGUAAUUUCCUAUACGAAGCAAUCCCAGUUUUACCUAGGGCCUCAGCUAUCUAAAAUACAGAAUCUGUUUAGGAAUGCAUUAAAGUGUUACUGCCACCACAGCAGUGAUAUGCUUAUUAGACUGAUAAGCAGUGACAUAUUUAUUCUCUGAAAGAUGUACCUAUUUAACAAUGAACCUAUUUAAAAAUUUCCCAAACAUGUGAACCUGUGUUUGAAUGUGUAAACUGUUAAACCUUGUAAUCUGUUCUAUGCUGGAUUAGGCCCCUUCACUAGGACAGAAGAAAAUGCACAGCCAUAAAGAAACAAGUCUUCUGCACUCAUAGCCCCUUCUACUACUUGCACCUUAGUAAAAACAUGCAACACUUCCUGCUUUUCUCAUUUUGAGCCUCUUUCCAGCAGAAGGAAGAAAAGUCUAUCGCCGUUUACAUAUACAUUAUAACCGCUUGUAAGGUUGACAUAUUUAGAGUUGAAUGUGACUUUUAUAGCCAAGGAAGAUAAAGUUCUGCUGCUGACCAACUGUGUUGUCUAAAGCCUUUCACACCAAGAUGCAUUUAGAAUCAGCUGGUAAGCACUGUAACAUCCCUUUUUUGUUGAUGCAAGCCAGAUCUACUCACAUUCAUUGGGUUUACCACUUGCUGAUGUAGUAAUUACCCUGUUAAAAGGAUCUUUGCUAACUAAUUUGAAGUGUACUGAUCUUCCUAGAACAUCAUUUGAAAUUCACCAGCAAAAAAAUUGCAAGAAGUACUUGCUACCUAUUUAAAGGCUUAGUUCAACAACAAGCUGCCUACCAGGCUCAGCCGGCAGCAAAUACAAGGUCCUCUGGGGUCAGCAAUACAAAGACUAGUUACAGCAGGAGUAUUAUACAAAGAACUAUAUUUCCUGGUCUUCAGGCUGUUUCAUUUUAAACAGCAGUAAAGCUCUUAAUCAGACUUACUUUGAGAAUAACUCACUGCAAUGCUAGGUUCUUUAGUAGAUUCCAUCAUCAUUCAGACAGAUACAAAAUAGACUAGAUCCACCCUCAUGCUUAGGAUAGAACAGAUUUGGACAUCCUUUUUCCUUCCCACCUUAUGGGUGAAGGCAGAUUGCUUAAAAGCAAGGGGAAAAAAAGAAAAAACAGAUAUACAAACAAAUCACUUAAAUGGUGGGCAGCCCACCCUCCUGCCUGCGUGCAGAGGGGAAAUCACACGUGCCAGG
Numida meleagris (helmeted guineafowl) is the source of this 5972-nucleotide messenger RNA. It is a transcript of the gene TMEM26, whose product is annotated as transmembrane protein 26. NCBI's taxonomy places the organism in Eukaryota, Metazoa, Chordata, Aves, Galliformes, Numididae. The transcript is spliced from 6 exons. Bases 2479 to 3447 code for a protein of 322 amino acids. The record is from RefSeq and is a predicted model, not a curated record.